Messenger RNA from Microbotryum saponariae, 779 nucleotides. The record is from the annotation of a GenBank genome assembly. NCBI's taxonomy places the organism in Eukaryota, Fungi, Basidiomycota, Microbotryomycetes, Microbotryales, Microbotryaceae.
AUGAAGCUAUUGUUCGUCGUCCUACUACUCACAGCCAUCGGCUUCGUCGCCGCGCUGCCGUUCGAUAAUCGCCAACAGCCCGACCCUAGUACGAGUUACCCCUCGGUGUAUCCCAAGUCAGUUCGGCCUGCAGUUACUUUUCAAGGAGCAAGCGUUGGGCUCGGACUGCAUAUGAUAUAAAGCACGUUAUGAGUUCUCACUGAACAAAAUCGUUUACAUGCUACUAUUGUGAUAGGGAAUGCAAAACAUCCAAGGCUGAUCACAAGUGAGUUCUACGACGCGAGUGCACUGGAUCGCAUAUCCGAUGACUUGCCCUUACUAAAGUCAUCAUAAUACUACGAGGUGAUCAGGGCAUGCUUAGACGACAAAGGCAGUACCUGCCCAAAAUUAAACGUGGAAAACCAUGCGGCGCAAGGAUGUGCGGAGGCAAGGCCCGGGCUACUAGGAGAGGCGUAAGCACGCCGAGAACAUCAUUCAUCCAUGUUGAACUCGGGCCUGAUUUCAAAUUCUUUUCUACGCCCUGUUGGAUUCCAUCAACUCGGCCUCUUCGCAGUGAAGCAAGACUCAAACGCACUCUCAAAAUAAGGUCGAUCACUGGAACUCCGGCCGCUGGCACCCCUGGCAAUGCCGGUCUCGACGACUCAGUGCACGCUUCCAAGUACAGGCUGAAGGACAAGCCCAGGCAAUUUCGUAAACCCGGUGGAGCAUUUUCGACCAUGUCUCACUCGAAGGACCAUGUCUCACUCGAAGGACCAUGUCUCACUCGAAGGCUGCGGUAA